Messenger RNA from Coccidioides posadasii C735 delta SOWgp, 4725 nucleotides. RefSeq lists its product as uncharacterized. Gene Ontology annotation, biological process: intracellular sterol transport. Lineage: Eukaryota; Fungi; Ascomycota; Eurotiomycetes; Onygenales; Onygenaceae. Gene Ontology annotation, cellular component: endoplasmic reticulum membrane; plasma membrane; endoplasmic reticulum-plasma membrane contact site. The record is from RefSeq and is a predicted model, not a curated record. Gene Ontology annotation, molecular function: sterol binding; sterol transfer activity.
AUCACCCUUAACGAGGCGACAGGAGGCAGAGAGGGAAACCGAGUUGUGGUUUUUUUUCGAAUUCCUAGAAGGAUAUCCAAUUGUCUGAUCUGGACGAUUCUUUCAAGUUGGACUGAACCUUGGAAUCCGUCAGCCAGGCGUUUCGUCCGUAACUAACUGGGCGAGUUAAGGUUCACGGCUCCAGCGCGAGAGUGUCGACUAAAUCCGGAGCUUCUCAGCCACGACCGUUUGCUCAGCCAUGCUCAUCUGAAUACACCUUUCAGCGACGAUGAAAACACUGCACGACGCUGGACUCGACUAAGAUCCUCACUUUUAUGAAAUUCUACAUAGAGACCAGUGGGGAGACACCGCUUGUCGGAGGCCUCCCAUUUGUUCCGGUAACAGAUGGAGAGCAAUGCGAGUGAAUCCCCUUCCGCAUCCUCCCCAAAUGGUCUCAAGAUCUUCACCAGGCCCAAGCGAAGCCGGACCACCCUGAACGAAAUAGACCACCCAUACGCGUCCGAUCAAAGCUCGAGGACCCCCUCUCUCGACAUCCGCCCCUCGACGAGCCAUGGCAGCAGCGUGGCACCAACUGGGCUCGCGAAGUUCAUCCCUGGAGCGAAGAGGCGACAGCGGAGGAAGACAAAGGGGGCCAAUAAUGAAAGUUUGAUUGACUUGAAUAGCGAGAUUUCGGGGGAAUCUCGAGUCUCUCUGCCGGCUCUAGAGGUAAAUGGGGAACGUCACAGGCCGAUUACCGACCCCAGCCUUCUCAUGGAUGACCCGGAGUUUGGAGCAGGUCCUCCUACCGCUCCACAUAAACUACAUGCCGAUGGGCCUCGAACAUCGCCGCUUAUUACAGUAUCCGACCCAUCAAUUCGUGAAGGACACCACGAUACGCAAGGCGGAAGUUCGGCUGCGAAUUCUGAAACGGCCUCUGACAAUUUGAACUUAGCCAUACUGCGUUCGACCGCCGUUGGAGUCCCGGCGCAUUCACCCACAAAAGAAAAUGUGGGUUCGUCGACAGGGCGGAAGCUGAGAAGUGCCUUCAACCCUCGUUCUCCGAAUAGAAGCUCGAAUACCAGCCCGGACCGGGGGUCUUCAAAAUCGUCGGGAAGCAAGGCCGGAAAGGGGUUUUUGGGCUCUGCGGUUAGGACGACAAGCUUUUCUUCAAAGAAAAACAAGAAGAGCCCAGAAGAUAUCCCGCCGCUGCCAGCUCCUCCUAAGCUUCCUGAGGAUACUGUCUCUAAAAACAACCGACAUUUACCUCCCCUCGACACGACGCCCAGCACGCCCCCCCUUGGCCAUAAGCCUCUACCGGUCAAGACAACCGUCACUCCUCCAACUCCAACAAACCCCCGAUUGCAGGAAAACAAUGCCGAGCUUGUCCAUUCUCCCGAGUCCAUGACAAACCCUUCCUCACUCCCACCCAAUGCUGUUCUCAGCCCCUCUGGUAAUAUGAUAUCUCACCGGCGUGUGCGAUCAGCAUCCGCGGCCCAUCCUCCAAGUAAACUAUCCAGCUCAAUGACAAUACCUUCAACACCUUCUAUAGACGAAAAGAGUACAACCCCAGGCUCGCGGAAUGGCCAGGGCAAUUCUGCCGGGGGUGGUUUCUUUUCCUCGAUGUUCUCCGCCGCGCAAAAUGCAGCCUCAACUCUUUCCAUUGGCUUGAAUCAGGGACGAGCCCGUAACGCGUCGGAUCCCGGGGAGGCUGAAAAGCAACCCACGCCAGACCAGCCCGAGAAUAGGUCACGGUCGUCGUCAGUCCGUGAUACCGAGGUUGAAGAGAAGAAAGAACAGGCGAUAGAUACCCUUGGCAUGGGUAAUUUGGAUUUCAGCCACCUUGGGAUAGACCCAUCAGCGGGCAAUCAGGUAACCACACCUGAUGGUGUAGUUUUCACAAAGACCGAUCAGGGUCACCGUUCACGGGGGAGUACAGUGUCGGAGCGGGAUGAGCUAGCAGCGAGGAUAGAGGAUCUGAGGGCUGCUCGAGCCGUAUCGAUGGCGUAUGAGAAAACUCCUCAUAGCGCAAGCUUCCCGGCUUCCAUCGCUGAAGAUAACCAACUGGAUAGUCGUGCGAGUGCGCCAUUUUCUGGUCUCGGUAAAGGAGGAAGUGGUGGUGAGCGCACGCCACCCACGGCGAGUAUCGUUGAUGGCGACAUUUCUGAACGCGUUAUGCGGAGUGGGAGUUUGCGAAGCCGUCGUGGUAUUCGUAGGAAACGUGGAUCUUCAGCGGCUACCUCCACGACCAUUGGGGCAAUUGGGGCCGCGUUAGGUAUGCCAGGAGCCCACUUAAGCACUCCUCGCUUAACAGGCUUUGCUGUGGCUAGCAAGAAGAGAAAUCGAGACUUUCAUCAACUGUUCAGGAGUGUCCCGGAAGAUGACUAUUUGAUUGAAGACUACAGCUGCGCGCUUCAACGAGAAAUCAUCUUGGCUGGCCGGAUCUACAUAUCAGAGGGUCAUAUUUGUUUCUCUAGCAAUAUUCUCGGCUGGGUUACUACAUUGGUGAUUGGAUUCGACGAGAUAGUGGCCAUUGAAAAGGAGUCGACGGCUAUGGUGUUUCCUAACGCUAUUGCUAUUCAAACCCUUCACGCGCGUCACAUUUUUCGCAGCCUGCUCAGCAGGGACUCAACGUAUGAUCUCAUGGUAAACAUCUGGAGAAUCAACCAUCCCACGCUCAAAAGUUCUGUCAAUGGAGCACAGAUUGAACAAGGAACCGGUGAUAAGACAGAAAAGGCUGAACUUAGUGACGAUGAUAACGCUUCUAUCUCCGACGGCGAAGAGGUUUAUGAUGAAGAUGAAGAGGGUGGAGUGGCUGGCAUCAUGGAAAAUGUUGACAGCUUGGCUACUAGUGACAUUUCGGAGCCGAGAAAACGCGUGGCUCGAAAACCGUCGACAAUGCUGGUAUCUACGGGUAUUUCAUCCCAGGCAGUCUCCGUAGCGGCUGGUGAUGAAUCCAAAACUGGAACUAAGUCUGGGACUUCGACGGAUGUGUCCGCGCAAUUUCCCGGUCCGAAGACUCAUGCGCCCACUGAAUUCACGGACCCUUCCGGACGUUACGAUAAAGUCGUCAAAGACGAAACAAUUCCAGCCCCCUUGGGUCAAGUUUAUUCUCUAGUAUUCGGAGCAGCUUCUACUUCAUUCAUUUCGAAGUUCCUCGUUGAAUACGAGAAAGUGCUGGAUCUGCAGUUCGAAGGCGACAAGAAAGGUCUGACAGAAGAGACCAAAACCAGAUCGUACACCUACAUCAAACCCCUGAAUUCGUCCAUAGGCCCAAAACAGACGAAAUGUAUCAGUGUCGAGCAGUUGGACUUCUUUGAUUUGGAGAAAGCCGUGCUAGUAACCCUUACAACCCAAACUCCAGAUGUCCCGAACGGUAACGUGUUUUCCGUUAAGACGAAGUACCUCUUUACCUGGGCGCCAGGAAAUUCAACUCGUUUUCUCAUGUCUUGUGUUGUGGAAUGGACGGGGAGAAGUUGGAUCAAAGGUCCUAUUGAAAAAGGCGCUAAUGACGGUCAGCUCGGCUACGGGACUAAUUUAAUAAAAGCUCUCAAGGCCGGAAUCGCUCCUAAGGCUCGCAAGUUAACUCCUAAAGGUACUACGAAGAGUAAAAUCAAACGCACGAAAACAACUACUUCUGAAUUGGAUGCGAGCAAUGGCGGAGCCUCCAAAGCCGAUAGGGCCGGAGCUACCAGUUGGGGCCUGUUUGAACCAUUCCGAGGUCCGCUUUCUCCAAUCGUUGAUAUAUUCAAACCGUUUUGGAGCUCCAAUGUGGCUGCUGUACUCGUGUGCAGCCUUCUACUCAUGAUGUGGUUACGUACCCCACCGACUUCUUCCAUAAGGUCACACGGCAUUGCUCCCCACCAUCUCUCCGUGCCUGAGAGACUACUUGCCUACGACGAAUUGUGGGCUAAAGAAGAAAGCGAUUUGUGGGAUUGGUUAGAGGACCGUGUUGGGAUGGACGGUUUGGCUAUACCGGCAGCCGGUAUAGAAAAUGGCAAUUCAAAACAGCGGCGCAAACGAGUUCACAAGGACGCAGAAGCUCGCCUACGAGACGAAAGAAUGUCAGAACGUGAGAUUGUAGAUGCUAUUCGUGUGACGCAGAAACGGCUAGAGACUCUUCAACAAGUCAUUGACAGACGGAAGCUUGACCGACAGCGAGGCGAAAGUGAAGAUCGUGCGGCUAAAAACUAAAGGCCUUUAAAAGUUUGUGACCACGGUCGUUUUUUCACCGGCCAGUGACUCUUGUUGACAUGGGACAACCAUGUCUGUGUUGAUAUAUUUCCCUGGAAGCGAGCCCUUACUCUUCUACCAAGAUUGGUAGGAGUUUCGUUUUCUUUUCCUCUUCAAAAACAAGCAUUCUCUUGAAUUUUGUUUCUUUUCCAUUUGUCCUCUUUACUUACGAGGCGUCUCGGGUAACAGAAGGCGUUCCAAGUCUACGUGAGCGUUUCCUUUCUCUCUUCAUCAGCUGUACGUAUACGAAACGACAUGCCAGCUGCAUUUUCCACUUUCAUAUGUUUCUACACCACCACGAGCUGUUUCCUUCUGCUGCUCCUCUAAACAACCCUGGACUAAGUUGCUCCGUGUGACAGGUCCUUGAUACUCUCGUUUGUGCGUCUUUCUAUUUACCACAUGCUGACGCCAUCUCCUUUUUGUACUCUAUCCUUUGCUUUUGCCUUCUAGCGUGUUUCUCGUAUAUAAACUUGGCGGUAUAUAGGCUCUGCGGAAAUUAGAUUCAUCGUGUUUGUG